Schistosoma intercalatum is the source of this 6997-nucleotide messenger RNA. The record is from the annotation of a GenBank genome assembly. Lineage: Eukaryota; Metazoa; Platyhelminthes; Trematoda; Strigeidida; Schistosomatidae.
GUAUACUUAGCCCAGAUGAGAUUGAAUAGAUCUAUCAGGAUGUUCACUUCUCGACUUAGAAUACGCGGAUGACAUGGUCCUGUUUGGUGAAGGCGCUGGUAAAAUGAAGAGUCAUUUGAUAGCAUUGAAUAACAAUGCCAGGAUGUUUCGGAUCCCUUUUCUCUCGAUCUAAAUGCAAGUUGUUGCUUCAGGAUUAGUCUGCGUCAACACCUGAACCAAGGAUAGAGAGUAAAAUAGUCGAACGCGUUGACAACCUCACUUAUCUUGGUAGUCAGCCCUAAUGGAUUGGUGUCUGACGAAGUUUCUGUACGGAUUCAGAAAGCCCGUUUGGCUCUUGCCAACUUACGUCACCUAUGGCGAAGUCAUUGACUUCUGGUUUGAACCAUGUUAGUAGUUGCAAACUACUUGAUCGGGGUCCGCGCGACUAUCGUAACCAAUGGUUGGAGACACUGGGUGACAUGGCCCAGAAUCGACUACAAUGGGGUAUGUGUAUGCAAUCUUUGUCUUCUCUUAAGGUGUGAGACUAAAAUAGCUUUAUACCUUUCUGUCUACGUACUAAUUCUUCCUUCCUGUAUUAUAUCCUUAUGUGCAAUCUUUCUUUUAUAUAUUCUUACCAUUGAAGUGACUACUUGUAUGAAUUUGGUGUCCAUCUUGUUUUGCUAAUGGGGUAUGUCAACUUCGAUGGAUGCAUAUAUAUUCCUGAUCAUACGUUGUAACUGACUUGAAUGUUUCGGACUAAAUCUAGGAUUAAGUGGAGUGGUUGACAAGAUAUUUACUUUGAUAGUUUUGUGCUCAAAAGUAAUAAAUAAAAGGAUAUAUCGAGCCAGCGAGAUGUGUUAAAUGCACUGAUUAUUACGGCUAUGAAAUGUAAAACAGAGCGACCAGGUAUUGUAAAUCACUAUCACUUGUCUCACAGAUUGCUGAAGGUUCUAAUUUUUGUAGAGGUGAAAAUAUAAUACACUACCAUAAAAGUUGAUAACAAAUGAUAUGACAUGUGUCUGAGCAUUAGUAAAACCAUUAAGUGUCUUAUGUCAAGUACAAUAAAAAUCUAUUUAAGCCUCAUUUUAUCGGGUCGUAUGUCAAUCAGUUAUUUAGUAGUAACCACUUUUAGGAUACAAAUUUCUAAUUAACUUCUUUAGUAUGUUAAAUAAAUUAUUGCCAUUCACUAACCUUUUAUAGAAAGAAUUAUCCGUCACUGCAGAUGGUGGAAUCAAGUAUGCAGAGACCAUGGAAGGAGGGAAGCCAAAACUUGGUGGGUUGAUGGAUCCUCGUCAGGGUUGUGUAGAUCGUAGCUCUAUCUGUCAAACAUGUAGUGGCAGUGUAUCAUCUUGCCCAGGACAUUUUGGUCACGUGGAACUUGCGAAACCCGUCUUCCACAUUGGCUUCCUUAAAAAAACUAUGAAGGUCCUACGCUGUGUCUGUUUCUACUGUUCAAAGAUUCUAGUUGAUGUGCAGUCGUCAAGGAUCCAAGAGAUACUACGCAAAACAAAAGGCGAUAAUAGACGAAGAAUGUCUUUUAUGUAUGAAGAGUGCAAAACACGAUCUGAAUGUAUAUCUAACGAUGAUCAAGUCCAAGGCGAAAAUGAUGUCAGCCUCAGUAGUAAAGUAAAACGCUCUGGUUGUGGACGUUAUCAACCUCGUUUUCGUCGUAAUGGACUUGAGCUUACUGCUGAAUGGAAAAAAGUAAACGAGGAAUCACAAGAACGGAAGAUUAAUUUGACUGCUGAACGCGUAUUAGAAGUUUUUAAGCGUAUGUCAGAUGAAGAUUGCUUAUCUCUCGGGUUUGAUCCACGUUAUGCACGACCUGAUUGGAUGAUUGCAACUGUUCUGCCAGUCCCUCCUCUGUGUGUCCGUCCUGCCGUUGUGAUGUAUGGAGCCACUCGUAAUCAAGACGAUUUAACACACAAGCUUGCUGAUAUUAUAAAGGCGAACAACCAGCUUCGUCGAGACGAACAAAAUGGUGCAGCAGCCCAUAUAAUUGCUGAAGACAUCAAAAUGCUACAGUUCCACGUCACAACCAUGGUUGAUAAUGAAGUUCCCGGGUUACCUAAGGCGAUUCAGAAGUCUGGACGCCCACUGAAGUCUAUCAAACAACGACUCAAAGGUAAAGCUGGUCGUAUUCGAGGUAAUCUUAUGGGAAAGCGUGUUGACUUCUCAGCUCGUACUGUUAUCACAGCCGACCCCAAUCUCAAUUUAGAUCAAGUAGGCGUCCCACGAACAAUAGCUCAAAAUCUAACUUAUCCUGAGGUAGUUACUCAAUUUAACAUAGAUCACUUGCAAAAGCUAGUACAGAAUGGAACCCUUUAUCCUGGUGCUAAGUUUAUAGUACGUGAGAAUGGAGAUCGUAUAGAUUUACGAUAUCAUCCUAAAGUUUCAGACCUAACACUUCAGGUUGGUUACAUUGUUGAGCGGCAUAUGUUAAAUGAUGACUUUGUGAUAUUCAAUCGUCAACCAACGCUUCAUAAAAUGUCUAUGAUGUGUCAUCGUGUUAAAGUCUUGCCUUGGUCUACGUUUCGUUUAAAUCUAUCUGUUACUUCACCUUAUAAUGCUGAUUUCGAUGGCGAUGAAAUGAACUUACAUCUCCCACAAUCUGUUGAAACGAAAGCGGAAAUAAGUCAGCUAGCCCGUGUUUCACGUUUAGUGAUCACACCACAAGCUAAUAAACCUGUUAUGGGUAUUGUCCAGGAUACGCUAACUGCAGUAAAUAAGAUGACGCAGCGUGAUGUCUUUUUAAAUCGGUCUGAAAUGAUGAACUUAUUAAUGUACUUACCAACUUGGAAUGGUCGUAUGCCUAAACCAGCAAUUUACAAACCUCAACGUCUAUGGACUGGAAAGCAGUUAUUUAGCCUUGUCAUACCUGGUCGAGUCAAUUGUAUUCGUACGCAUAGUACUCAUCCAGAAGAAGAAGAUAUUGGCCCUUAUAAAUGGAUAUCUCCUGGUGAUACUAAAGUUAUUGUUGAUGACGGAGAUUUAAUCUCAGGUAUUUUAUGCAAAAAAACACUAGGUUCUGGUGCAGGCUCUUUAAUUCAUAUCGUUGCAUUGGAGCAUCAUCAUGAUCAAGUUAACAUGUUUUUCAAUAACAUCCAAACAGUGGUUAACAAUUGGCUUCUUAUAGAAGGACAUACAAUUGGUAUUGCUGAUACACUAUAUGACCAGGCAACUCGUCGGCAAAUUAGUGGUACAAUUACCAAAGCAAAAGACGCUGUAUUCGAAAUUAUUGAUCAGGCUCAUAAUUACGACUUACAGCCAACACCAGGCAAUACACUUCGACAAACUUUCGAAAACAGCGUUAAUAAAAUUCUUAAUGACGCUCGUGAUAAAACUGGUAGCUGUGCUCAGCGCUCUCUAUCUAAGUACAACAAUUUCAAUAUUAUGGUGGUCGCUGGUUCCAAAGGUUCUCGUAUUAAUAUUUCUCAAGUCAUCGCUUGUGUGGGUCAACAAAACGUUGAAGGUAAAAGAAUCCCCUUCGGUUUUCGUCAUCGUACGCUACCACAUUUUAUCCAAGAUGAUUAUGGUCCUGAGUCUCGUGGCUUCGUUGAAAACUCCUACCUUGCUGGUUUAACACCCACUGAAUUUUUUUUUCACGCUAUGGGUGGUCGAGAAGGCUUGAUAGACACUGCAGUCAAAACUGCCGAAACUGGGUACAUUCAACGUCGUCUAAUUAAAGCUAUGGAAUCAGUUAUGAUCAAAUACGAUGGGACUGUUAGAAAUCAAAUCAACCAGUUAAUUCAACUUAGAUAUGGUGAAGAUGGGCUGGAUGCAACCCAUGUGGAGUUUCAGCGCCUUCCAACAUUCAAACCGUCUAAUGCUGUUUUUGAACACGGUUUUCGGUUCGACAUUGGCAACGAAAGAGUUCUGAGACGAUGUAUGCCCGAGGAUGUUGUCCGCAGUUUGGCUACAGAUUCACAAACACAAUCGGAACUAGAGUCAGAAUGGUUGCAGUUGUGUUCUGAUAGAGAAAUACUUCGUUCUGUCAUCAAAAAAACGGAUGACUCCGUUGUUUUACCAUGUAACAUUAAUAGACUAGUGAUGAAUGCUCAAAAAAUUUUCGAAAUAGAUCCGCUUUCAAAAACAAAUAUCCAUCCCAGACAAGUUGUUGAAAUGGUUCGAGAGACUUGUAAGCGUCUGAUAGUUGUACCAGGUGAUGAUCGACUGAGCAAAGAAGCCAACGCAAACGCUACACUCCUGUUAAGCUCACUGAUUAGAGCAUCGCUAUGCGCCAAAAAAGUAAUCAUUGACUACCGCCUUAGUUACGAGGCUUUAGAUUGGGUGUUAGGUGAAGUUCGUGCCCGUUUUCAACAAGCCCAUAUUCACCCAGGUGAAAUGGUUGGAGCACUAGCAGCUCAAUCUCUCGGAGAACCAGCUACUCAAAUGACUUUGAAUACCUUCCACUACGCUGGUGUGUCUGCUAAAAAUGUCACUCUUGGUGUUCCUCGUUUGAAAGAAAUAAUAAACGUAAGCAAACGUCCGAAAACUCCAUCUAUGACUAUCUUCUUGACUGGUCAAGCUGCUAGAGAUGCAGAACGAACAAAAGAUGUUGUUGCACGACUAGAGCAUACUACUUUACGUAAACUGGUCAACAGCACUUACAUAUAUUAUGACCCAGAUCCCCAAAAUACCGUCGUUGAAGAAGAUAGAGAAUGGGUAUCCACAUAUUACGAGUUACCAGAUUUUGAUGUUAGCGCAAUUAGCUCUUGGAUGCUUCGCAUUGAGUUCACUAGAAAAGGUAUGACUGGUAAAAAAUUAUCAAUGGAACAAAUCGCAGAUAAAAUAACACGAGCUUUCGGUAAUGAUCUUAUAUGUCACAUACCAGAUGAUAAUUUAAAGCUGGUCAUGAGAAUUCGUAUUAUGAAUAGUGACUUGGAAAAAGAUUUUAAGGAUGCUGAUACCACCUCUGAUAAAAUGGAAGAUGAUACAUUUCUUCGUUUUAUUGAAGCAAAUUUGUUAACUGAUAUUACUCUCCAGGGAAUACCUCAGAUCACAAAAGUGUACAUGCAUCUACCUAAAACGCAAGAUAAAAAGCGUGUGGUUAUCAAAGAUGAUGGAAGCUUUGAUACGGUUGCAGAGUGGAUGUUAGAAACUGACGGCACUUGUCUAAUGAGAGUUCUUGCUGAACGAGAUGUAGAUCCGGUACGCACAGUCAGCAAUGAUAUUGUAGAAAUUUUUGAAGCUCUUGGAAUUGAAGCUGUGCGUAAAGCAAUAGAAUGUGAGAUGCAUCAUGUCAUUUCUUUUGAUGGCUCGUAUGUCAAUUAUCGUCAUCUGGCGUUAUUGUGUGAUAUUAUGACUGUCAAAGGACAUCUCAUGGCUAUUACUCGGCAUGGUCUUAACCGUUUGGAUACGGGGGCUUUGGCUCGUUGUAGUUUUGAAGAAACAGUUGACAUACUUAUGGAAGCUGCUAUCCAUUCUGAGUGUGAUCCAAUGGCUGGUGUCUCAGAAACUAUUAUGCUCGGUCAACUGGCUAGAAUUGGGACAGGUUGUUUUGAUUUGCUUUUGGAUUCAGCCAAGUGUCAGGAAGCGCAACCUAUACCACUCGGUGGUGUCUUGGGAAUGGGUUUAUUCAAUGCACCAGGUUUCGAGGGUCUUGCUGCACUUGCUUCACCUGGAUUGGGCUUGACUAUGAAUGCAGAUGGAAUACCUGUACUUGGGGAUAGUGGUUAUCAUACACCAUGGGAUAACGCCCACUCUCCUGUUGGUUCUGUGGAUUCUCCAAGUUACCGUGGAGGCCUUGGCGGCGCUACAGCUCCACAUAAUGCUAUGUUCUCCCCGGCUAUGCGUUACGAUUCUUCUUUAUCUCCUGGUCGAAGUCCUCAGUUAGACAGUCCUCGUACUCCGGAAGCAUUUUCACCAGCUGCAUAUGUUGGCUUCAGUAGUCCUAUGUCUUUUAUGGGUACUCCACAAACGGAGUUGGGUUCACCUGGCUCUAGUCCUGGACAUUCUGGGAGCCUCAGUAGUGGUUCUUUUGGGUAUGGAGGUCCUGGAAGUCUUCGUGCCGAUAUAUUUUCACCCAUACAUAAACCAUCCUACGCUGGCACAGGCAGCAGUUCAAGUUUCAGUGCUAGUGGGGAUAGCAACUCACCAACGUUCUCAUUACAACAAUCCUAUGAACCUAUGUCUGUCGGAUACACUCAACGUUCUCCACACCAUCCCAGUUUUUCAGGAUAUGGAAUGAUAUCUAGUGGGUCUCUUGGUCCGUCCAGCGAUUCACCCGAUAGCAUAAAUUAUUCUUAUAGCCCGAACAGUCCAAUGCCUACAGGUGGGGGUAGUUCAAUGAGUCGAGAUUUCAGCGGUUGGGGCGUUUUGCCUGGCUCAGAAACUCCUGGAGUCUCUCCAAGUUCACCUUCACCCGGUAUGAGCGCAAGCAGUUUAAGUGGUAGCAGACCAUCUUUUUAUCCAAAUAGUCAACCUGCUUCACCACUAUCAUUUAAUGCUUCUCCUUCUGCCCCUCGUUACAGUCCUCCGACGUUAGCUGGAAGUUCCUCAGUGGAAAGUUAUUCUCCACAGAUGACUACCCCCAGUUCUCCGGGUGGUGCUCCAAGUGGAACUUUGGGAGGACCAAGUAAUUCUCCACUUUCUUAUCCAACUACUCCAAACUAUCCUAUGUCUCAUGGUUUAAGUACUGGAACUGGCCUGGGAUCUUCAAGUCUUCUGGGCUAUUCAGGUACUGGUUUCUCUGGAUCCACCCUUGGCACCUCAGCAUAUAGCCCAUCAACUUUCCAUACUCCUUCAUCACACUACUUUAUGACCACUCCUCGACCAGGUUCACCAUCUCCCAGUCCACGAGAGUAUUAUCCAACUCCUGAUACACGGCGAUAAUAAACUAUGGUCCAGUGAAUCAGAGUUCUAAAUAAUCUCUAAGAUAACUGUACAUAAAUAUGUUUUAAAUAUGAAAUCAUCUGAGGUGAUUCAAAAUUAACAUUUUUUUAUCGUUUUUUCUAAGUUCCUACUUUAAAAGUUGUAUGAUUGUCAUACUUUAAUAACAUUAAAUUUCAGCGAAAUC